Molecule: messenger RNA, 2916 nt
Organism: Amphiprion ocellaris (clown anemonefish)
Lineage: Eukaryota; Metazoa; Chordata; Actinopteri; Pomacentridae
Gene: gja11
Product: gap junction protein, alpha 11
Exons: 4
Coding region: 122-1042 (306 amino acids)
Biological process (GO): cell communication
Cellular component (GO): connexin complex
Source: RefSeq, a predicted model, not a curated record
CAAGGAGAGCUUCUUCUUUGCUUCCUUUUUUCUUCAACAUCUUCAGGCAUCACUGUCUUUAUUCACCUUAUAUCAUUUUCUUCAGUUUCAUCAGCUGAAACCAGGAUAACUGAGGACUAAAAUGGGUGAUUGGCAGCUGUUGAGCCGCCUGCUGGAUAAAGUGCAGAGCAACUCCACAGUGAUUGGGAAAGUCUGGCUCACUGUGCUGUUUGUCUUCCGCAUCAUGGUCCUGCACACCGGUGCUGAGAGGGUGUGGGGAGAUGAGCAGGCUGACUUUGUCUGCAACACUCAACAGCCCGGCUGUGAGAAUGUCUGCUACGACCUCGCCUUCCCCAUCUCCCACGUACGCUUUUGGGUUCUUCAGAUACUCGCUAUAGCGACUCCAAAGCUGCUGUACCUCGGUCACGUCCUUCAUGUGAUCCACACUGAGAAGAAGCUGAAGGAGAGGAUGAGGAAGCAUGCAGAGUUGGAAGGCCAAGCUGCUCUGUUCUUCAGAAAGACCUACAAAGUUCCCAAGUACACUAAAAGCAAUGGCACGAUCAGCAUCCGUGGCCGACUCCUUUGUAGUUACGUCAUCCAACUUGUGGCCAAGAUUUUGCUGGAAGUUUUGUUCAUCGUGGGCCAGUACUUUCUUUACGGUUUCACCCUGGAGAGUCGCUACAUCUGUGCCCGCUCGCCCUGCCCUCACAAGGUGGACUGCUUCCUAUCCAGGCCCACAGAGAAGUCGGUCAUCAUCUGGUUCAUGCUGGUGACAGCAGUUGUCUCCCUCAUCCUCUGCGUGGUUGAGCUGCUCUAUCUGUGCGUGAAAGCUGUGAAAGAGUGCCUGGCGAGGAAGCAGGACUACACCGUGACCCCUGUGACACCUCCAAUUUCAGAAAAGAAAACUUUUAAAAGCCGGGACGAGAUGCACCAGAAUUAUGUCAACCUGGACCUGGAGCUGCAAGGACGAAAGCUAGGGGUGAGAGGGAUGACGGGAGGGGUCAGCGAGGUUGCUAAAAAUAUAUCAUCUGGGAACAACAACGUAGGGGAGAUCCACAUCUGAAGCAUGAGGGCAGUGGUAGGUUGUACGUGUCCUUUUUUUAGUGGUUUCCAGUAUUUGUGUGCUUUGGCUUUGGGGAGAAUAGGGGGGUGUGUGCAGUAAAUGAAGAAGGAGGGAACAGCUUCUGUAAACAAAACUCAUUCACAUGCAAAAUGUUGCCUAAACUGACUAAGUUCAAGUGACCACUGUGACAUAAUAUUAAAAGAAGAUAUGUUUUCUAGAAAUUGAUAGACUUAAUCAUCUUAAUACAUUGUAAAUUAGGUUAGAUUUGUGAUAGAUUUUGUUGAUUUCUUACAUUUUAUACUACAAUUUUGAUUCAAUAAGCAUUGUAUUUAGAUUUGAUUACAAAGAAAUUCUCCUUUUCUUACUAUGUUAGAUUUCACAUUUUUAAAGAUAAACCUCUGCGUUUUUUUCACUAAGUGAGCUAUUAAUCUACCAUUGUAUAAAUAAAGCCACUAUUUACAUAAUGUAUACAAAGCAGUUAGUUAAUUGUGUCUUUAGAGAAUAAGGUUCCAUGUAGUUUAAGCUGUGCAACUAUUGACAUGCCCCUGGAAAUAUACAGCAUGAGCCUGCAGAGCUUAUAUUUCAACAUGCUUCGCACCUCUUGCUAUUUGCAAAGAAAAAAAAUCAUUCUGUUUUUUUUAACAGAUAGUACAUUUUAAAAAUGACUGGUUAUGGUUAUGAUGGAGUCAUGAUUAUGGUGUAAAAGGUUUUUUUUUUCUUUUCUAUUGAAAACAAAUAUAAACAUUGUGAUACUUUUUGCUGCAGCCUGUACCAAACAAGCAUUACCUUACAUCUGAGGAAUAUCAUUUAUAGACUGGGUUAUCUCUUCAACACCACCAUGCUUCAUUUAUAAUGGUAUGCUUAGACACAUUUUUCGUGAAUAUUAUUGUGAGUCACAAAGAAGAGCAAAUGAGUAUGCAUCUGGCUGAAAAUUUUUUACAUUCUCGUUUCACACAGAGACAAUCUGUUUAUGAUUAAGUCACUAAAAUUCACCACAAUUCUUCAGUGUCUAUAUUAAUUUGUCACUUAAUUUAACUACACUGCCCGUCCAAAAAAAAGUCGGACACUCUAAUAUUUUGUUGGACUGCCUUUAGCUUUGAGAAUGUGGCCUCGUUUCGAUAAGCUUUUGCAAUGUCACAGCAUUUAUUUCUGUCCAGAGUUGGAUUCAUUUUCUGCCAAGAUCUUGUAUUGUUGAUGGGAGAGCCUUGCAAAGUCUUCUCCAGAACAUCCCAAAGAUUCUCAAUGGGGCUGAGGUCUGGACUCUGUGGAGGCCAAUUCAUAUAUGAAAAUGAUGUCUCAUGCUCCCUGAUCCACUCCCUUCGCAUUUUGCGUGUUGAAAUGCUCUUACUUUCACUAUUAAACAUUGCCGUGAGUUCUACUGUUGAUUUCUUAUUAUAUGAUUUCACCAAACGUUGAAGAGGUCUCUGAUCACGAUCAUCCAAGAGUUUGUUCUGACCACAUUUCUUCCUUGAAGAUGAUGGUUCACCACUAUCCUUCAGGUUUUAAUAAUGUGUUGGAUGGUUUUUAACCUGAUUUUAGUAGUUUCAGAAAUCUCUUUAGCUGUUUUCUUUGCUUGAUGCAGGCCAAUAAUUUGACCCUUCUGAGACAGAUUAACAUCCUUUCCAUGACCACAGGAUAUGUCUUCCAACACGGUUGUUUAUGAAAUGAGAAGCUCCUCACUACAUCAGCUAGGGUUAAAUAAGUUGUUGCAGCUGAAACAUAUUCAUCACUUCAGUAAUUAUCUAAUGGAAGGCUCUUACCUAUUUGUUCAGUUAAAUCUAAGUGUUGACUUUUUUUUUGAACAGUAAGUGUAUUUACACACAACGGGGUUUUAUCAUUUGUGAGCCUACUUAAAUAUGUGCAUAAUAUUUGAA